This is a messenger RNA of Rhincodon typus (whale shark), 2330 nucleotides long. RefSeq names its product WD repeat and HMG-box DNA-binding protein 1. Gene Ontology annotation, biological process: mitotic cell cycle; DNA repair; DNA-templated DNA replication. Gene Ontology annotation, cellular component: nuclear replication fork. Lineage: Eukaryota; Metazoa; Chordata; Chondrichthyes; Orectolobiformes; Rhincodontidae. The transcript is spliced from 17 exons. Gene Ontology annotation, molecular function: chromatin binding; protein binding. The record is from RefSeq and is a predicted model, not a curated record. The coding region runs from base 201 to 2330 and encodes 709 amino acids.
UGUUAGAGAGAAAAAACGAAAACCCUUUGCAACCCUAGGACUCGGUCAAAAGAGAUGAUAAGCGAAACGCAAAUUUAACAAUCUGCGUCUUUUAUAUUUUUCAUUACUCCUUUUUUUCCUUUCCCAUCCGGGAUUGUCUGUGACGUGUUGGGAGCUGGCGGUUGGCGGGAAACGUGAAGUUGUUGUUCGCCAUCGGCUGAAUGACAGUCAGAGAGAGACAGACGCACUGCCAUCACCGCUACCCACCGUCAAAGCAACCCAAGAUGCCAGUUGAGAGAAAACCAAUGCGGUAUGCUCACCCGGAUGGAUAUACAGGUGUUUGUUUUGAUGAAAGUGGAAGAUUUAUAGUAACCAGUGGCAGUGAUGGAGAUGUUAGGAUAUGGGAAAGUCUGGAUGAUGAUGAUCCCAAAUCAAUCAACGUGGGCGAAAAAAUUUAUUCACUGGCUCUCCGGAAUGGAAUGCUUGUUACAGCUGUUGCUAACAACAUUGUUCAAGUUCACUCCUUCCCUGAGGGUUUACCAGAUGGUAUUUUAACUCGCUUCACUGCUGAAGUGAACCACAUCGUCUUCAAUACUUCUGCAACCAGUGUUGCUGCUGGUUCCAGUGACUUCAUGGUGAAGAUCGUUGAGACCAAGGACAACAGUCAGCAGAAGACGAUUCGAGGUCAUGAAGGUCCUAUCCUCAGUGUUGCUUUUGAUCCAAAGGAUUUAUUUUUGGCUUCCUCUAGUUGCGACGGAUCAGUUUGUGUCUGGAAAAUUGCUGAUCAAACACGUGUAGCAAGUUGGCCACUGUUAACUAAAUUCAAUGAGGUGAACCGUGCAACAUCAAUCUGUCGACUUGAGUGGCAACCGAAGAUUGGAAAGUUUCUGGCUGUUCCAGUAGAAAAAGCUGUGAAACUCUUUGAAAGGGACACUUGGGAAAAUACUGACGAUCUUUCAGAUGAUAGCAUUAUGAUGACAUUAAAUGUUGUAUCAUGGUCUCCUUGUGGUAGUUAUCUGGCUGCUGGGAGCAUUGAUGGAUCAGUGGUAGUUUGGAAUGUACAGACCAGAAAAUGCGUUGAAAGGUUUCAGCAUGAGAAGUCUUAUCGCAUCUGUGCAAUUGCAUGGCACCCUUCAAAUGGAAUUAUAGCGUAUACAGAUGCUGAAGGAAAUCUGGGGCUUCAUGAAGGGGUUUUGGCAAAUGUUGGCAGCAAGGAACUGGCUUCUUGUUCAAAUGCUGCCACAUUUGAUGAUUUGUUUGAUGAAGAGGACAGUGACUUGUUAACAAAAGGCAUGAAUCUGUCACCUGCAUCACCUAUGAGGCAACCAUUAGUGGACGACGGUGAUGAUGGUGAAGAUGAUAAUGUGAUGGCUAUAGUCAACCGUUCUAGACAUAAUCGAGCUAUUGAAGAUGAUAACUCAAAUGAUAUUGGAUUUUCCACCCAGUUAGAAAAAAUGGAUAAUGAUGAUGAUGACAAUGUCCAAACUAGUAGUGCACAAACUGCACCAACAUUUGCAGGAUACUCUGGACCAGUGUCAACACCACAACAAAAGCCUUUUCAACCUUGUUCCACGCCAUCUUACCUCCUGCAUCGGUUCAUGGUGUGGAAUUCCACUGGUAUUAUUCGCUGCUACAGUGAUGAGCAAGAUAAUGCUAUAGAUGUAGAAUUCCAUGAUACUUCAGUACAUCAUGCAAUACACUUGAGUAAUGUUCUGAAUCACACCAUGGCUGAUUUGUCACACGAAGCAGUGUUACUAGCGUGUGCAAAAACCGAUGAACUGCCAAGCACACUCCAGUGUAUUCACUUCAACUCCAGGGAUGCAAACAAAGAAUGGAUGGUUGAUAUGCCAAACAAUGAAAACAUUGAAGCCAUUUGUUUAGGUCAGGGUUGGGCUGCUGUUUCGACGAAUGCUCAAAUUGUUCGCAUCUUCAGCAUUGGAGGUGUACAAAAGGAGCUCUUCAGUCUCAUGGGGCCUGUGGUCGCUAUGUCAGGUCAUGGGGAACAGCUAUUGAUUUCUUAUCAUCGAGGUACUGGUUUUGAUGGAGAUCAAUGCAUGGGGGUGCAAUUAAUGGAAUUAGGAAGAAGAAAACAGAUUUUGCAAGGAACACCCCUUCCUCUUACCAGGAAGUCUUAUCUGAUGUGGCAGGGCUUCUCUGCUGAAGGUACCCCAGUAUUUGCAGAUUCGGAAGGGAUAGUACAAAUGCUAAACAGAUCUCUAGGGAACACCUGGAUUCCUAUUUCCAACACCAGGGAUCAUUGCAAGGGCAAAUCUGACUAUUAUUGGGUUGUUGGUAUCCAUGAAAACCCUCAGCAACUCAGGCGAUGCAGCACAUUUUGCAAUGUAGUUUGA